GCCGGGUUUUUUCUCGCUCUCGCGGGCUUUGUUUUGACAUGGCGGCAGUCUUUGAAACUUACGUCAGUUAUGUUUCAAUAACGCACUUUUCCCCUCCAGCAACAGCACGUUUCGCCGAUGUUACAGCGAGUCCUGCUUGAGACAGCGCGGUCACCAUGUCAUCUCCAGCCGGGAUUCGGUACUCGCAGGCGGACUUCUUCGCCCGGUGGAUGCCGAGCAGCUCCAGAGCCGGGGUGAUCCUCAGUCCCUGCCCGGACCUGGCUGGCUCCCCGCGGGGGCGAUCCGCCUCCCUGGAGCCGGACGACUCCUUCGCCUCGGACUUCGCCCCUCUGCCGGGCUCCGCGGACAGCAGCUGCCUCGGCGUGGAUGGAUCCGAGCGGUCACCCGGAGGAGAGAAGGUCGGGACCGGCGGGGCGGUGAACGGUGGGCCGGACGGUGUGGAUGCGAUGGCGAGCGCGUCAGAGGACAUGCCCGUAAUGAUGAAGCUGGAGCAGCUGAGGAAGUGGCAGCAGCACAUGCAGGAGCAGCUGAAAGCCCACCAGCUGGAGGAGCUGCUUCACCUCCAGGCCGAGCAGCAGAGGCUGCUGGGAAUGACGAAUGGAUUGCAGCACGGCACAGAAGGUGCAGGUUGGGAUUCCAGGGAAACCCCACACAGCCCCACCACGAACUACCAUGAAGUCACUUUGGGCCUCCGACAGCAGCAAAAGCCCCCACCUGCACAGACUCUGGAAGGGCUACCAGGAGGUCCGGAUUGUGAGGAGGUGGACGAUGAGGCAGAGGGCUCGUGGAGCUCCGGAGGAGAAGAUCAGGAACACGGUGUUGAGAGAACUCAUUUUCAGGAGCAUGAUGACACGCUGAUAGCGAGUAAUGGUGAGGCUUUGACUGAACACAGCAGCAGCAGAGAAGAAGACGUCUUCCAUGACAGACCCAUACGGCUGGGUGUCUGCGGUCAGAAGAAGACCUUUGAGGAGUUGCUGGAGGAGCAGAUGAGGGUGGAGGAGCAGAGGCUGAAGUCUGCCUGGCAACCGCAGACCCACGGUGGCGCUGAAGCCCCCCCCAAGAGGACCUAUUUGAAGCGAGGCGAGGGCCUGUUGAGAUUUACCGCCAAUCGCAAAGCUCCGCCACCGAAAAUGGGGGCGAAGAAUGACACCAAACCAAAACCCCCGUCCAGAGCGCUCCGCCGCAGCAGCUCUGAGCCUGCAGCCAUCCAGCGGCUCGCCGUCCAGCGCAAAACCGCCACACUCAACAAGGAAAACCGCCCGAGAGGUCUCUGUUCGCCGCCCCGGGACCUCAGAGGGGAGACCAAAGCGGCGUGGACGAAGGUGUUGGCGAGCCAGCAGAGACGCAACACGGAGACGGUUGACGGCGAGCCGGACAGGACGCGAGCCGAACCGCGUCGGCCGUGGAGGCCAAAGGACGCGGCCUCGACAGCUCGGGUCGAGAGGAGCGGCGGGGCGGACGCACCGCGGCCAAACCCCGUCGCCAAACAGGUGGGCGCGUCGAGAGAGCCGGAGGAGGGGCAACCGGCAGGGGGAGGAGACGGCGUUCUGGGGGAGUCCUUCGAGGUGUCGUUCCAGGAGAAGCUGCGGCGCUGGGACUGCGACCAGCAGCUGGAGACGGUGGAGCUGGGAGAGUUCGAGCUGUUGGAGCAAGCGGCCGAGGAGCUGUCCUUCUCCUCCAACUCCUCCUUCGUCAUGAAGGUUCUGCAGCUGGACCAGCAGCACGGAGGGCUGCACCCACGUCGGCUCUCCUCCACCCCCAUCAAGUCGCCGCCCAGAGGUGCAAUCCAGAGGUGCAGCGGCCCAACUGCUCCAAACUGCUCCGUCUCCUCAGAAGCUUUGGCAGCGAAGGCGAGAGACGACGCGGUCGGGGACAAAGUGAGCGUGGAGGACGAGCUCAGGCAAUCGGAUGCCUCCACCUGCGAGUCCGAAGGGCAGGAAGUGGGGGUCCAACCGCCUUCGUUUCCCGGCACCUUUCACUUUCCCGCUCGUUCCGACCCGCCGUACGACAGGCGCUCGUAUCAGGACGAGGAGAGCGGCGGGGAUUCGGCGUCGGACGGGACGCCGCUCGACGACGUCGGGCCCGACGAGUCAACUCUGAUCGAGGACGGCGACGGGCAGCGGUACGGGGUCGUGUUCGACGACGACGACACGUGGAACGACCCGGAGGACGCCGGCUCGGGCGAUGACGGGGGAGGAGCCGGUCCGGCCGAUGGGAUCGCACCGCCGGGGAGGACUCUGUCCAGCAAGCUGGCGGUGAACAAAGGGGCGGAGGCAGACGAGGGCGCGGCUCCUCCUCCUCCCGCCUCGCAGCUCAUGACCAGGUUGUUCCCCUCGCUGAAGCCAAAGGCCCAGAAUGCACCUCUCCACCCUCCUCCUGAGUCCAAAAGGGCCGAGGAGACGACGGGCCAGCAGGUCCAGUCCAGGCAGCUGAGGGAGAGACUGGUGGAGCUGGAGAUCGAGAUUGAGAGAUUCAAGAAGGAGAACGCCGCUCUCGCCAAAUUCCGACAGGAAAACGAGAAGAACCGGGAACAUCUCAGGACGGAGCGGUCACAAUUCGAGCAGACGAAGGCGGAGGAGCUGGCCAAGUUCGAGGAGUUCAAGAAGGAGGAGAACCGGAGGCUGCAGAAGGAGCGCAAGCUGUUUGAGAAACACGCGUCGGCCGCCAGAGCCGUGCCUGACAAGAAGGAGCGGGAGGAGAUCCAGGCGCUGAAGCAGCAGCUGAGCUCUCUGCAGGAGGAGCUGAGGGGGAGGGAGACUCGCUGGGCCUCCUCCCACAGCCGGCUGAGGCAGCAGGUAGACUCCCUCAGCCAGGAGAACGGCUCUCUACGGGACGAGAUCCGUGUGCUGGAAAAGCUCCGGCUCAGCUCCUGGCAGAAAAACCCCGUGGACGCAGAGAAGGACCGAGAAACAAAAGAAGGUCCCAAAACAUGCGAGAACAACGCGUCGGUGACCAAAGGAGUGAAAUUCGCUAGUCCCCUGGACUCCAGAGGAGGAGGACCCAUCAGCAGGAGGAUCAGCCCUCCGCACAGCGACACUGCAGCCUGCAGGGGGGGCUCCGGUGGGGGGGGUCAGGGUGCCGCCGCCGGGAUGAAGAGCAGCCUGAGGAGGCCGUCGGCGACGUGCCUCCCCUCCACCGCGUCCUUGUCCUCCUCGUGGCCCGGCAGGAAGACGGACGAGCGGUUGACACCCGGCAGCGAAGGCCAGGACAAACCGCCGGACCCAGAGCACCUGAAGAGCUCGUCUCUGCCAAGCGAGCCGGAGGGCGGCGAGGUCCAGGAGGUUCUCCCCAACACGGACGGGAAGUUCUUCUCUCUGCAGAAGGAAACGCUUCUGGCCGGCGGCCGGCGACUCAUCGUCUUCAACAACGGGACCAAGAAGGAGGUGUCAGCUGACGGGCUCACGGUCAAAGUCACCUUCUUCAACGGGGACACCAAGGAGGUGACGGCCGACCAGAGGGUGAUCUACUUCUACGCCGAGGCCAAGACGACCCACGUCACGUACCCGGACGGCAUGGAGGUCCUGCACUUCCCCAACAACCAGACCGAGAAACAUUUCCCAGAUGGCCGGAAGGAGAUCGUCUUUCCGGACCAGACGGUGAAGAACUUGUUCCCGAGCGGCCGGGAGGAGAGCGUGCUGACGGACGGCACCGUGAUCCAAGUCAACCCGGACGGCGUGAAGGAGAUCCUCUUCAACACGGGCCAGAAGGAGAUCCACACGGCCAACUACAAGAGGAGGGAGUACCCCGACGGCACCGCCAAGACCGUGUACGCCGACGGCCGCCAGGAGACCCGCUACCCCAACGGGAGGCUGCGGGUCAAAGACCGAGACGGCAACGUCGUCCUGGACAACGGCGCGUAGGACCCCGAUGAGCGGUCUCCCGCGCUGCUGCCUUUUUAAAUAGCGUUCUCACUAUUGUUUAUUUAUUCACUGUAAACAGGAACUCCAGACGACACCUUUAAUGUUUCAGGGACACGAAUCGGUUCUUCGGUCUUGUUUGUGCAGCAUUUUGGGGUCAAUGACGUAUCAAACGUAAUGUUUGGGAUGAAUCAAAUGUUUACGGUGUUUGUUUACUAUUUUAAUUUGUAAAAAUGUGAAAUACUUAUUUAUUUUCUUAUCUUUUGUUUUUAUGUUUGUAAAAUAAAAGUCUGAUCUUAA
This is a messenger RNA of Gasterosteus aculeatus aculeatus (three-spined stickleback), 4157 nucleotides long. It is a transcript of the gene cpap, whose product is annotated as centrosome assembly and centriole elongation protein. Lineage: Eukaryota; Metazoa; Chordata; Actinopteri; Perciformes; Gasterosteidae. Gene Ontology annotation, cellular component: centrosome; centriole. Gene Ontology annotation, biological process: centriole elongation; cilium assembly. Gene Ontology annotation, molecular function: tubulin binding. The record is from RefSeq and is a predicted model, not a curated record.